CCCUUCUUCCUCUCCAAGCAAAAACACUUUCCCCUUCCAAAAUCCCCCCAAAACCUCCAUUCUACGGUUUCUUCCCUGCUCCUCAAUUUCACGCCUCCUCUGUUUAAUCUCCGGCUUCCUUCAAUCAUCCCGUUCGGAGUUUUCGUCAAUCGAUUACUAUGUUGUUGUCCAGGGUUUUGUCUCGCGUCGCUGGGAACGCUGGCGGCCGACGCUCCCUGCUUCUUAUCUCCUCUGCCUCCACCAAACAGCAACAGAUUUCUGGAGUCCAACCUGUUAUUCAUCAGGGUCUCGAGCAUGUGUCCGGGUUUCAUCAAUCAGCCUAUAAUUCUUUUCCCUUUGGGAAAUUUGGAUUUGCUUCAUCUGCUUCACCCGAGCAAACAGAAAAGGAACAAGGUGCUACACAGAGCAAUGACCAAGGGAAAAUAAACGGAGAUGCGGACUCAGGUGCUCUUUCAGAAGAUUCAGUGUCUAGAGAGAGCAAAGAGCCAGAUUCGGAGGAGGAUGCUGAUGAUCUGUCCAGGGAUGACUUGUUGAAGCUUGUUGUUGAGAAGGAUGAGCUUUUGCAGUCGAAGCAGGAAGAGUUCCUGAUGAUGAAAGAUAAAUUCCUCCGUGCCUUGGCAGAGAAUGAGAAUGUCAUGGAAAGGACUAAACGUGAAGCGGAGAACUCUAAAAAGUUUGCCAUUCAGAAUUUUGCAAAAGGUCUGCUGGAUGUUGCAGACAACUUGGGAAGGGCUUCUUCAGUUUUCAAAGAGAGUUUUGCGAAGAUUGAUACAUCUAAAGACAGUGCUGGAGUGGUGCCACUUGUGAAGUCGCUUUCAGAAGGAGUCGAUAUGACAGAGAAACAACUUGGGGAGGUAUUUAAGAAGUUUGGUCUGGAAAGAUUUGAUCCAACAAAUGAGCCUUUUGAUCCACAUAGACAUAAUGCUAUGUUUCAAGUACCCGAUGCUUCUAAACCUCCAGGCACAGUUGCACAUGUUCUGAAGGCAGGAUACAUGCUCCAUGAACGGGUGAUUCGACCAGCAGAAGUCGGUGUUACUCAAUCAGUAGAGAAUGAAGCAGAGGCGGACUCUUAAGCGAAAUGAUCCAAUUGUCAUGAUAAAAAGAAGCAGACUCUUGGGAGAAACUGUUCUUGUCAUCCGGUGUUCGACAUCAUUCAGGCAUUUGUCUGUUUUAUUUAUCUGGGAUAGUUUAUAAGAUGCUGGGAAGCUAUGAUGAGAAGAUGCUUCUUCUCGUUGUGCCUGGAAAUGUUGUAGAUUUGAGGGGUUUCUGUUGCGUUCUUCCUUCCCCAAAUUGUUGAAGAGAGAUUCAUUUUGUUCGUUUCCUUUCCGUCUUUUAGUUGCUAAUCAAACACGAUAGCAUUAGCAGAAGCACAAAUUUGUGUCUUGAAAAUGAGGAACUUACACUGGAAGAGUAUUUUUUUUCUCCCCUGUUCUAACAACUUGUAACUCGUUGGUUGCGAGCAUAUUACUGUGUAUGGGUAUGGCUUAAGUUGUAUACAAUAAGAAUUGCCUUGGUCCCUCUGCAACAACAGGGUUAGCCCAUCAUGUAAGUCAUGCUGCUGUUACCGUGAUACAAGUGAGGGAUAAACUAAGAUGAAAUAACUACUGCGAUACUUACAGAGGGAUCACUGAAAUGUAUAGUCUCUAGACUUCAGAUAGAUACAUACUAACACCAAACAACAUAGACAAUGACAAGCUACCACUGGUUUCUGCCUAGGCGGGUUGGUAACACAGAGCUACAAGCCAUAUACAAUACGAUAUAAUGACGAGUCUCGAGUGUUCUCGUUCUGACGAGACUACCACUACUGCUACUGCCAGAAUUGAUCCCUCACAACCUUCUGUAAAGGCAGCCACAACUUCCUGGUGUCUAACCAAAAGCCCAUGCCCUGCUUGAAUUUGCCGCCUCCUCCAUUGCUUCCUCCUUGUGCUCGCUGGGGGACUCUUUGUCCUCGUUGUCUUGGCCUUUCGAGCAUAGCCCCAGGUCCAGGGUACCGCCAUUAUCCGGAUCCUGUGCCUCUUCCUUCAUAGUCUCAUCAUCAUCCUCCGGCUCAUCAUUCUCAGAAGCAUUGGACUCACUAAUCUGAUUCCCCUCACUUUCUUUGACCUCAACAUCAACGCUUUUCGCUGCCUUCUUUCUCUCCUCCAGCGCUGCAAUCGGAGUGUAGCGGAACUUCCGCCUGGGAGGCUCCUCCGCGGCGGAAGAGUCGUCGCCGCCUGCGCCUCCUCCGACAGCGAGAGGGGUCCAUCGACAGAGCAAGAGGCGAGAGCUGUCGUUGCUGCUGUUGUUGCUCAGCGCGGCGCUGUGGUGGCCGUUGGAGCGAGAGCUGUUGUUAUUAGCCGCCGGCGGUGGAGAAACGUGGACCCACUUCUUCUUCCACUUCCUCACCGGACCGUUGAACACGUUCGCCGCAGCUGACGGGCCGUACCGAGACGAAGCGCGGCCGAGCCGAGACCCCACGCCUUCCAUAUUUUUACCCCCUUUCUGUUUCUUCUCUCGCUCGCUGGGUUCGACUGAAGCCUAGUGGGAGCUAACGAAAUAGAGAGCUCCGGCCACGGUUUAAUUAACGAGCUCCGUCGGCGUUCGUUGGCUUGUGACAGUGAUAGACAGCAAGAAGAAGAGUCGGAGAAUACUGACGACUGGCGAGGAGAAGUAUCAGUGGAAACAGCAAACAAGCAGAGCUAAAAAAAAGGGCAAAAAGCUCAAUUUCAUACACAUACUUUUAUGUUAUUGUUAAUUGAAUGCUUUAUUAUUGAAUUUGAUCAAUUUCAUCCUUAAUUUCGUGGCUUUAUGGAACUUUUUCACGGAAUCAACGGUCUGUUCAUUUUGAUUAAUAGCCCGGGAAACGUCCGAUCCUAACGGCGUCGUUCCAGACCGAACUCGGCGUUUAGCAGGAGAUGCAUGCUUUUCGAGUUCCUCCGAAAAUGAAAAUAGUGACAGUGUCACGUCCGUAAAUAGCUCUGAAUCCGCGGGGCAAUUUUCCGGUAAUUGGACUUGAAGUGAAUGGCAGUCACAGACACUCAGAACCCUUUAGUUGCAGAAACGACCUGUGGUACUUUGCUGCAGAAGCUUCAGGAAAUUUGGGAUGAGGUUGGCGAAACUGAUGAGGAGAGGGAUAAGAUGCUUCUCCAAAUAGAUCAAGAGUGCUUGGAUGUUUACAAGAAGAAAGUUGAACUGGCAGCAAAGUCAAGGGCACAGCUGCUACAAGCUCUGUCAGAUGCCAAAAUAGAGCUUUCAACUCUCUUAUCUUCCCUUGGGGAUAAAAGUUCUGUUGGAACUUAUCAGCCGGAGAAGACUUCUGGAACAAUCAAGGAGCAACUUGAAGCCAUAGCACCAGCACUUGAACAGUUGUGGAAACAGAAAGAAGAGAGAGUGAGGGAAUUCUCCGAUGUGCAGUCACAGAUACAAAAGAUUUGUGGAGAUAUAUCUGGGAGCUUGAGCACUAAGGAGACUCCGGUAGUUGAUGAAUCUGAUCUAUCUUUGAAGAAGUUGGACGAAUACAAUGCUCGCCUACAGGAACUUCAGAAGGAGAAGAGUGAGAGACUGCACAAGGUCCUUGAGUAUGUGAGCAGUGUACAUGAUCUCUGUGCUGUCCUUGGGUUGGACUUCUUUAGCACUGUAACUGAUGUUCAUCCCAGCUUGAACGAAUCUACUGGUGUUCAAUCCAAAAGCAUUAGCAAUGGUACAUUGGCAAGGUUAGCUAAGACAGUCCUGGAGCUCACGGAAGAUAAGAAGCAGAGGCUCCGCAAGCUUCAAGAGUUAGCGACUCAACUGAUUGAUCUGUGGAACCUGAUGGAUACUCCGGACGAUGAAAGGAAAAUGUUUGACCAUGUUACAUGCAACAUAUCGGCUUCAGUUGAUGAAGUGAACAUGCCUGGUGCUCUUGCUCUAGAUCUCAUUGAACAGGCUGAAAUUGAAGUUGAAAGGCUUGAUCAGCUAAAGUCUAGCAGGAUGAAAGAAAUAGCCUUCAAAAAGCAAUCAGAACUUGAAGAGAUCUUUGUUCAUGCUCAUAUAGAGAUUGAUCCUGAGGCUGCUCGAGAAAAAAUCAUGGCACGGUUAGAUGCCGGGAAUGUGGAGCCGGCUGAGUUACUAGCUGACAUGGAUAGUCAAAUUUCAAAAGCCAAAGAUGAAGCUCUUAGCAGAAAGGACAUUCUGGACAAGGUGGAGAAAUGGAUGUCUGCAUGUGAAGAAGAAAGUUGGCUUGAAGACUAUAAUCGGGAUGAUAACAGGUACAAUGCAAGCAGAGGUGCACACUUGAAUCUCAAGCGAGCAGAAAAAGCCAGAACUGUAGUCAACAAAAUUCCAGCUCUGGUUGACACCUUGGUUGCCAAAACACGGGCAUGGGAAGAGGAACGUGGCUUGCAAUUUACAUACGAUGGCGUUCCUCUACUUGCCAUGCUUGAUGAAUACGCCAUGCUUAGGCAGGAAAGAGAAGAGGAGAAGCGGAGGAUGAGAGAUCAGAAGAAGUACCACGAGCAGCAAAACACAGAGCAAGAAACCAUCUUCGGUUCGAGGCCAAGUCCAGCACGACCGGCUGGACCCAAGAAGGUUGGUCCAAGGGCAAACGGAGGAGGCUCGAACAAUGGAACUCCGAGCAGGAGGCUGUCUUUGAACACUUCUCAGAAUGGCAGCAGAUCAGGAAGUAGAGACAGAAGGGAGGCGAGGCUUUCUGCUCCUACUAAUUUCGUCGCGAUAACAAAGGAGGAUGCUGCCUCCCAGGUCUCUGGUACUGAACCGGUUCCUGCUUCACCGUAGGGGAGCCGAGGAGUAAGAUGUAGGCUUUACACCAUUUGCACAACAUCUAUGUUGUUAUUACUAGUAGGAAUUUGUUGUAGUGGUAUAGAUAUGAAGGAGACAUGAUAAACUGGAGAGUUUAAGAUAGUACCCUGUGCCCCCCUGUUCUGUGUAUUAUUGCCAUUUGGAAGUUUUAUCCUCUAGUCUGCUGCAAAUCUGUGUCGAGGAUUUCUUAUGCAUGUAUCCCAUUGCUCCACACUGUUACGUUCCUAGCAACUAAUGUUCUAACCCAACUUGCAGCUGACCUAAGCUGUAAUCCCCUAGGUCUACCAUGAUCCAACUUUUGAUCUCAUAAGCAGGCUACAAUCAUGUCACAAUCUUCAUGUAGG
Molecule: messenger RNA, 5120 nt
Organism: Linum tenue
Lineage: Eukaryota; Viridiplantae; Streptophyta; Magnoliopsida; Malpighiales; Linaceae
Source: the annotation of a GenBank genome assembly